This is a messenger RNA of Porites lobata, 4063 nucleotides long. Lineage: Eukaryota; Metazoa; Cnidaria; Anthozoa; Scleractinia; Poritidae. The record is from the annotation of a GenBank genome assembly.
AAUUUGCCUCGAGAUGAGAAUGUAAGCCGUAAGACGUCCAAAAAUGUUUCUUGGGAGUCUUGUUGUUUCAAGAUUUUUAAGUCUUGUCGCACAUUUUGUUGUUACUAUCAUAAUAUUUUUAUCCAAGGUUAGUGAAAAUUUUACUAGACACUUAUAAAAGUUAAGUUAAUUAUCAUACGUACUGCUGUUCCGUAACUCAACUUAACUUUAUUCAUUCAGACCUUUCAUACAUAGAUUUACAUUUUCUUACAUUUCUUUUACUGUACUAAUGACGCUGAAACUUUACUAUAUCUUAGAUGCCCGACCGUGCUUUGUCUAAAGCAAAGAUUUCGUAUUAUUUUCACAAUGAGCUUAUAUGUAUGCAAAAUAAAUGUGGGGGGCUGUGCGGAAAUCUUACCAGCUUUCACUUACACUGUUUUUCGUUGAUUUUUGUAGGAUGCUAACGUGAAAGCAUGCUUGCCACUCCAGUAUACAGACAGUGAAUUUUCAUCUAAAGAUACCGAGUAUGUAUAUGGUAACAACAUUCUAAAAUCUUUUCUGCUCCUUUUAAGCUGCUCUGUGUCAUAUUUUCAGUUCAAGUUUUGAAAGCAAAAUUAUCCAUGUAAAAAAAAAGUUAAGUGUAUGUAACACAGUUGAACUAAUCUACUAAUGGCCACCUCUCCACAACUUCCACCUCUAUGCAAUGGCCACUUUUUUUUGCAGACAGUCCAUACAUUGAAUCUUGUUUAAACCUCUCCACAAUUGCCACUCUCUACAACGACCACUGUCUUCUGUCCCCAAGGUGGCCAUUGUAGAAAGGCUCAACUAUAUAAACUACAGCAAACAAACAAAGACAACAAUGUAAUUUUUAUUAACAAACAAUAAAGUUUUAUAGUAUUCUGUGUGCCCCGCAAAUAGCUAUCAAGCUAAUCUAGGUGGGACAAAACAUUAGACAAAACCACUUUGAGAAUGUUGACUCAGAGAAGAAUUUGCAUUCUUCCAAGGGUCGUUUCAUUUUUAUUCAUACCCUACCCCCCAAACACACACCCACCCUACCCCCAUCCCAAAAGGUUGUGAGAAAGAGUUAUUAAAGGUGGUAGAAACCAGAGGUGAGAUUCAUAAUAACAAUGGAAUAUCUCAAACAGGAGUUGAACCCGGAGACACAUGUGACCUUCUACACUGUAGUUACAAGUCCAGAUGUUCUUCCACUGAGCUGUAGGAGACUUGUGGGAGAUAAGCCAAUAAACUAAGGUUCAUGGGAUAAUUUUACAACUUUGUGACAACAAUACUCAUUGUUUAGGUUGAUUAUUGGUUUGUCUCUUACUCUGGUGUUUCUGGGUGUGGAAUUUGGAGGAUUCCUAGGUGGUUGUUCUAUGUUCAGUGGCACAGCAAGUAUGUUUUGUAUCCUUUUUAACUGAUAGAAUUAUUUUUAUCUCAGUCUACUUGGAUAGAGCAAUGUCAAGUCUGCCCGGGAGAGUACUUCCUAAGUAAUAAGCUAAUGGGGAUGUGCCGCUAGAUGGGGUCGCAUUUUCAUGACUGGAUUGACUAUAAUAAUGGGAUUACUGACAUUUUCAAAAGAGUUACUAGAAUGGGGUCGGGCAUUUUUGGGAUCUUAGGGUCCAGAAAAUUUUUAUCUCUAGGAAUUUGAAAAAAAUGUUUGAAUUCAUUUUAAGAUGACUGACCUACUGGAAAUUAAAAGGCUUUUUGGCCAAAUGCAUACAGAGAAAGUUGCCAAGUAAAUUUGCCCGAAAGUGACUAAGUUGGGGUUUAGAGCGGUUUUCACUUGACUGUCGAAAGGGAUUGGUUUUGGUUUUGGUUUUGGUUUUACUACGCCCUUUGGUUGGCUAGUGUAUUUACUUUGGUUUUGGUUUUACGACAGUCAAGUGAAAACCGCUCUAUAUAAUUAUUGGUCACUAAAUAGACUAUAAUGGGUUAGGGGUUCUUAGAGACCAGUGGUAUUAUAUGUUGUGGUUCAAUUUUAUCCUUGGUUUAAAUUUUCUUUUCUUUUGUUUCAAACUAAUUAUUAUUGUACAUUACCAUACCCAAACACAAAAGAAAAUAAAAUUAAAACCAAAGAUAAAAUUGAACCACGAAAUAUACACAAGAAUGGACUCAAGGAGUGUAGGUGUUGGGGAGGUAGAGUUUUCCCUGUCCCAAGCCUUGUCUAAAUAGGGUAAUCAUCAUUUCAACAUUGUCAUCCUUCUUAUCUCUAACUAAUGCCAUACUGGAGAUUGAUUUGAAAACUCAUUUUUUACCUCAGUCUCUGGGCUGUAAUAGCUGUUUACUAUGUGUGUGUUUUUUCCUGAUCUAGUUUCAAUAAUUCAUAUAUGUAAUGUCCAAUAGCAAAUCAAGUUUGUUUUUUUUUUACAUAUGUAUUUAUUUAUGUGCAUUUAUCAUGACCUUUCCUUGACAAGUAGCAGCAAUAGCAGCCCACUCCAGUGCUGCCAUUUCAUUGUCCAUGUUUGUUCUUGAAGAGUGGGAUUGUGACAAGUUCUGGUACGUUUUUGGAUUCUGUAGGUAAGUGCUUUUUACUUCACUUUGGAAAAGAUGUAAUGUUCUUCAGCUUCGCUAACAAGACAUUGGCGAUUGCUCAUCUGAAGAGCAAACAAAGAAUCAAAGGAUUGCUUGGCAAAAACCAAAACAAGAAAUUUUAGUAACAGAACACUGAACAAAAAAAAUUGGCUUUUAAGUACCUGUAAAACUUAUGGAAUAAAAACCCUUUUUUCUGAUAUAGAAUUUCUUUUGUCUUCUAGCUAUAGUGUCAACCUUAUUUAGUGAUUGUUUUAGUGUCGAAAAAAUGUCAAAACCAAACAGAGGACAGCUAUGUUUUUACUCAUGUACAUGUAGCUGUCCCAUUUCAAUGUCAAGGAGCAGGAUUAGCUUAGUUGUGUGGUGUGCAGCCUUCUGUGCAGCAGGUUCUGAGUCUGAUUCCCAGUUGUUUACGUUAAAAUGCAAAUUUCUCUUAGUAUUUUAUGAUGAGUGGAAGGUCUACAUGAUUUGGCUUUGGCAUUCAAGUCCUAAUAGUUAUCAGCAUUAAUUUUCCCCUAACAAUAUGAAUACAUAAUUAUCAAAGGAAAAGGUAAAGAGAAUUAACAAAAUAAUCAACAAGGGAAAAUGCUUUGGUCUUUUACAAUGCAUCAAAGUAAUUCUUUCAACCUGUUCUUUAAGGAAAUGUAUGGAGAACAGGCUGGAAAGUUUGUGUUUAGAUAAUAGCAGUUGAUUCAGUAGUCAGGUCAGGUCAGAUCAGAGCUGCUCUGCUACUACAUGUAACCCAGUACAACCUGCCGCCUGGUCAGGUAGUCGGUGACUAAAUGGACUCCCCCACCAGUUUUUAGCUGGUGAGGAGGGUGGCUUGACACCCUGCAGGAUGAAAAACAAGACCUGUCAAAGUGCGGGUGAGCUCACUGUAAGCCAACAGCCAUUGAGCAAAUCUUGGCUAGGAGUCGCGACCCACCAAGGUGCAUCUAUCACAUUGUAUGGACAAUGGCUCGGCUGUGGGUGACUUAGUAGCAGAAGUGAUACUGUAAUCACUAUCUUCUUAAAAUAUUCUUUUCAGUGCCUUUCCUGUUGUCAUGGAAACCUUUGUCCUGCUUGGUGUUCUUGUCUUCCGAGCUGAUAGAUAGCAUGGGCCACAAGUUCUGUUGUAAAUUGCACUGCUGUACAAUAUUUUAUAACCUCUCAACAGCCUGUACAAAUGUGGUUCCAAAAGAAUGAGAAAAGAUUUUUAGUGCAGUUGCAGCCACAACAUGCAAAGGGAUAGUAAUGUUUCUGUUACCAACUCAUUCACAGCGCAAAGAAAGUCAGUUUUACCAUGUACUAGCCUGAAAGUCAUUUUCAUUAGCCCGAAAAAAUUUUAGAUGAGCAGUAUUAAUAAUAAAUUAAUUAAUUGUUAUAUAUUAGUUAUUUCAUUACCAGCUUUGCCAAUUAUUCAUUACAACAAAAUUUUUCUUAUGUUGACAAUCAUUGUAGAAAUUUCACUUCUUCAGAUCAGCUUGAAAACAGCUUAUGAUCGACAUGAAGUUAUUAGGAACUUAAACAACUGUCUUACAGUACUUCUGUAAUAAUAUUACAAUUAUUGAAAUCU